CAAAACUUUAGAGUGAGCUGAAAUAGUCUUUCAAUUCCGACUCUCAGUCUAAGCAGGUCUUAGUCCACUAAUUUCUGGGUUCCAUUACGUAGAAGAAAAUGGGGUGCUUAAAAUCCAUGGCUCUUGUUGUUCUUCUUGCUUCCUUGGCUCUUCAGGUUGAAAGCCGAGUUGCGAGGAAGGACUUGGGUUUGGGCUUAGGUGGUGGUCUGGGACUUGGGCUAGGACUUGGUUUAGGAGGAGGUGGUAGUGGAUCUGGUUCUGGAUCAGGUUCAGGUUCAGGUUCAAGUUCAGGUUCUUAUGCAGGGUCAGGAGCUGGGUCACGUUCUGGUGCUGGCUCUUAUGCAGGCUCAGGAGCUGGUUCAGGAGCAGGCAGUGGACGAGGAUAUGGUGCAGGAUCUGGAUCAGGACAUGGACGAGGCUCUGGCUCAGGAUCUGGUUAUGGUGAAGGUCGUGGUUAUGGUUCGGGAUCUGGUUCCGGUUCUGGUGGGGGCUAUGGUGAAGGUUAUGGUGAGGGUCGUGGCUAUGGCUCUGGGACAGGUAAUGGGUAUGGUGAAGGAUAUGGAGAGGGUCGUGGGUAUGGGUCUCGAUCCGGUGGUGGGCGUGGAAAGUGAGUGUAAUGUUAUCGGAAUUUGAUGGGUCACCCAUCUUCUGAGUCUAGUUGCUUUGGUUUAGUAACAGUCUCUCUCUAAUCAGGAUUGUAGGAGUCACAGUCUGUGUGUGAACUGGUAGUUAUUCUCUAUUUUAUCUCUGUUUAAUGAAUUUUCCUUCUACCGAAAAAAAUGGGUCAUCCAUUUUUGUUCAUGUAUAAAUAAAUAAAACGAUGAUAAUGAAUUUCAGAUCCAUGGAUGUAUUUGUAUUUAUUUCA
Molecule: messenger RNA, 865 nt
Organism: Nelumbo nucifera (sacred lotus)
Lineage: Eukaryota; Viridiplantae; Streptophyta; Magnoliopsida; Proteales; Nelumbonaceae
Source: RefSeq, a predicted model, not a curated record